GUUACGACUCUGCUAAUCACAGUUCAAUCAAGUUCACUUCUCCAUCCCUGAGGGAUCACCUUGGUCAUACCGUAUUUUAAUAAGAAGAAUCGGAUUUGAUAUUCUCCGCAUGCUCAUUGGAUAGGAGCCUGUCAAUCACAAAUUAUUAGCCAAUGAGCAAGCCGUUUCACAGCGAGAUCCGUGCUUCCAAAGUUACGUGGGUUUUCUAUCACCAAGAUGGCGACCGCGGAAACGCUCGUCCCGAUGCUUUCAAACGGCUUCAGAAAACAGCGCGUGGCGUCACCUGUAGCUACGAUCGCACCUGACAACCGCGUGAACCACGUGGGUCUCUGCUCCGUUUCCUGUGUUUGGAAAGAGUUGCAGCUUCAUCGCGGGGUUUCUCUCGGUUUGUGGGCUCAUCUAAAGCUGAUCAGCAGGAGGAGAAGAGUCUGACGGAGCAGCAGAGAAAGAUUUUCAGCUAUUUGGUCUCAGCUGAUUCACUACAAAGGAAACAAUGAGUUUCGCAGAAAAGGACCAACAUGGAGCGAGAAGUCGGCGCUCUCAGGAGGCUGACAAACCUCACAGAAGAAAGAGAGAGAAAACAUACACCUGUGACGAUUGUGGGAAAGGUUUUACCUGGAAGGUCUCAUUAAAAAAACAUCAAGUCAUUCACACUGGAGAGAGACCGUUCAGCUGUGACUUGUGUGGGAAGUCUUUUAGACAGCCUGGAAGUUUAAAAAGACACCAGCUCAUUCAUAGUGGAGUUAAAGAACAUACUUGCAAUCAGUGUGGGAAGUGUUUCUCUCGGAAAGAAGGGUUGGAAGAGCACAAACGUAUCCACAGUGGCGUUAAACAGUACAGCUGUGAUCAGUGUGGUAAAGUCUUUGCUCACCGUAGCGGCUUAUGGACUCAUCAAGUUGCCCACUCUGGAAUUAAGGCAUACAGCUGUGAGGUUUGUGGAAAAACCUUCAGCCAAGUAGGGCACCGAAAUGCACACCUACGCAUUCACACCAAAGAGGAUGUGUACUACUGUGAACAGUGUGGAAAAGUGUUUAUGACAAACAGAGACUUAAAAAUCCACAAAUUCACUCACACUGGAGAGAGACCUUAUAAAUGUGACGUGUGCGAUAAGGCUUUUAAAGAUCCAAGUUCCCUCAAAGCGCACCAACAGAUCCACACCAGGAAGAAACUCUACAAGUGCAGUUACUGUGAGAAGCAGAGCGACACAGAUGGAUCCAGUUCUCAACCCUGUCAUCACUGUGGUGGUGGGAAAGCGUUUCAUUGUGACAUUUGUGGAAAAACUUUCAAUUGGCAAAGGAGCCCAAAAAUACAUCUACGUAGACACACUGGACACAAACUCAAGUACUGCAAAGAAUGUGGGAAAGGCUUCCCCACAGCAGGCGAAUUAAAGCGCCAUGAACUCAUUCACAGUGGCAUUAAAACGAACCUCUGUGACCAGUGUGGGUCAUCCUUCACCACUGCAGGUGAGCUUAAAGCUCAUAAACGAGUCCACACAGGAGAGAAACCAUACAAGUGCAGACACUGUGACAGAAGCUUCUCUCGUGCAAAUACUCGUAAUGAUCAUGAACGUACACACAUUGAAGGAAACUUCAGCUGUGACCAGUGUGACAAGAGCUUCAAGAAUCUCAGUUCAUACUCCAAACACAAACGAUCGCACGCUGCAAAUAAGCUAUUUCAGUGUGACCAAUGUGCAAAACCGUUCACUUCAUUAUCUGCUCUGACCAAACAUUUGCAUGAUCAUGCAGGACUAAAAUCUUUGCUGCCAUUGGAUCACAACAAAUCUGAACAGACAGAAAGAACCUCUUCCUGAUCAGGCUCCACAUAGUUCUGACUGUUUACCCCUGUAAAGAGUCAGCUAAUGUCACACCUGGUUCUUAUGACAUAGCUAUGACCUUUGGACUGGCAGUGAUACACUUUGUAUUUAAUAAGUGGCAACCAUUGAAAACUACAGACAUUCACCACCAACAGGAGGUGCCAUAUGGGUUUAGUGCUAUUUGGACCAGGUGGUAGUCAGAGGCCCUCGUGUUCUGAGCUGUGGCAUACAUGACUAACCAUGGGACCAGUAUAAUUUUAAAUUUGAACUAGACCUGGGCUGUACUUCUGUGUAAUACUUAUUUACAGUGGCGGCCCGCAGAAGUAAAAGCCUUUGUCCCAGCAAUCAGUUUACUCCCUUUGAGCAAGUGCUUUGGCCACAGUGGGAAGGAAAAAGUCCCUUUUAUGAAGGGAGCUGGGAUGAAGAAGAGACAUAAACAUGCUGUGGAAGAGAACCAAAGAUUAAUGAAAGUUUUUCAUUUUAAGAUGGAUGAGUUGCUCAGUGGAAACCAAAUGUACCUACAAAUAAUCGAAUCUAACCUGAAGCCAUUCGAUAUUUUAUUUUGAUAAAUAUGGCAGCACUGAGACUCAUUUCCUGACUCAUUUUUUUUCUUUUUCAGUUAAUUCAAAUGAUUUAAUCUUUUAGUUUUGGUUUCUAAUUUAGGCUCAGUUCGUUUCAUGUAACCUUGCCCACAUGUUAGUUUGUAGCUAUAUUUAAUUAACUUUAAAGUUUUUCUUAUUAAAUGUUUCGGUGUGAAAAAUAAAGAAAUAAUCCUAUAUUAUCGUUACAGCCAUUAGAGCCAUCCUACAAUCCUACACUCAAUCCUGCUUAUGUUGGUGACUUUAUUUCACUCAAGGUCACUUUAAAUCACUCAUACUGUAAACUGUAAAGCUGCUACGUUGGUCAUUUUAAACCACUUCAAGGUCACUUUAAAUCGCAAUUCUAAAUUGUAAAGUUAGACUGAAAUUAACCUUUUUUUUUUUUUUUUUUACCUCAAAGUGUAUAUUUACUCCCCUUACCUUAGUCUUGUAUUGUAUAUUUAUUCCUACUCUUCCUAUAUGAAUUGUUGUUCUUUUUGCACUGAAUGGAACUGGAGCCUCGUCGUCUCAUCUCUACAUACUGUACUGUAUAUAGCAGAGAUGACAAAGUUUUGCUCUAUAAACGUGUCUCAUGCAGUCUGGUUCGCCUCGAGGUCAAUCCAAAAUUCUCCAUUGAUUAGUGCAUUGGGGCUUUUGAUGCAGUAACUGAAAUUAGCACGGUUAACAGUGAAAACCUUGUGAAUCUAUGAUGUAUCCAUAUCAAACAUGUAGUCCUAAUCCGCCCUGGGUCCAGCGUCUGUAGUUUGGUUUCACCAGGUUGAGGAGGUUUGGCCUUUUUCUCGUCUUUUUGAUCUGUAAACAGGAGCCUGACAGACAAGUGAUGGAAAAAGGUUUGAAAACCAACUCUGUCUCAUGCAUGUUUUAUUGGUGUCUAUUGACAUACAGUAAACAUUUUUUGUGUCUUAGAUAAAAGAGUUCAAUCCAAAGUUAAAGCAAGAUUCAAGUCCAUAAAUUAUGAAAUAACUGAUGGUGAAAUAAAAUUUACUAGAACUCAGAGUAGAACUUAUAAAGCCAUAAUGUGGUGUGAAGAUAAAUAAAUAAAUAAAUAAAUGAAGUUCCAUAACCAAGAUCUAUGCCAGGGGUGUCCAAAACCUGGCCUCAAGGGCCGGUGUCCUGCAGGUUUUAGAUGUAUCUUUGAUCCAGCACAGCUGAUUUAAAUGGCUAAAUGACCUUCUCGAUAUU
This is a messenger RNA of Haplochromis burtoni (Burton's mouthbrooder), 3594 nucleotides long. RefSeq names its product zinc finger protein 271. Lineage: Eukaryota; Metazoa; Chordata; Actinopteri; Cichliformes; Cichlidae. The transcript has 4 exons. The record is from RefSeq and is a predicted model, not a curated record. Gene Ontology annotation, cellular component: nucleus. Gene Ontology annotation, biological process: regulation of transcription by RNA polymerase II. Gene Ontology annotation, molecular function: RNA polymerase II cis-regulatory region sequence-specific DNA binding; DNA-binding transcription factor activity, RNA polymerase II-specific. The coding region runs from base 494 to 1810 and encodes 438 amino acids.